Molecule: messenger RNA, 405 nt
Organism: Racocetra persica
Lineage: Eukaryota; Fungi; Glomeromycota; Glomeromycetes; Diversisporales; Gigasporaceae
Source: the annotation of a GenBank genome assembly
AUGUUAGUUAUUAAAGUGGACGACGAUGAAGAAGAGUUUAGUAAUAGACUGAAAGAAACUAUCAACAUUAAGCUUCAGCAGAAUGAUAAAUUGAAAGAAGAAAAUGCACGACUCAAGAAUAAUAUAAACAAAAAAAAUCGAACCAUUAAACAAAGCAGAAAAGAAAAUUUGUACCUUCAACGAAAAAUUAGACAAUUACUCCUUAAACAAAAUUUAGACAAGAAAUAUUGCUAUUGUGGCUCUAUAACUGACUGGGAUUGGGAUGAUAUUGAAUAUAAAAAUUAUAAGUGGUGUAAAUGGUGUCAAAAAACUAAUCAUAAUACGAAUAAUUGUUGGUUUGCUCCGAAAUUUCCUGAAAUCAUGGGUUAUGGGCCAAAAUUGCCUGAAGUCAUGAGCCAAGAAUGA